AUGGCCUCCUCCACAGAACCCGAGAACCACUCGUCUCCUGAUUCAAGAACCAAAACAAAAGCCGGCGCAGCCAGAAAACUGCGUGUCCCCAAAGCCUGCUACCCUUGCUACAAGAGAAAGGUGAAAUGCGACCGCAACUCGCCUUGCUCACUAUGUGUGAAGAGGGGUUAUGCCCAUCUCUGCACCUUUAAGCAUCCACCGACGGCGAGCAAAGAGAGAUCAGCCAGUCGAGGAACCCGUCAGCAUCAUGAGACCAGCAAUAACAGCAGCAACAGUCAGAGCUGUUGCAGCAAGAAAGAAGACUUCUCCGAGCCAGAAGUUACCGGAAACUUUGUCGUCACUGAUAGCGGAAACGUCCUUAUUGACCCACAAGAAUGGCAAAGUAUACAGGAUAAACUCGCCAUCCUAAGUCAAAGCAUGCACUCGCUACGCUCGCGACUGGAAAUAGCAUCGACACCACCUCCAGCGCCGCCGUCAUCAACAUCGCCAUCCUCAAACCUCUCGUCGCUUGACGGAAGAAACAAUUAUCAGACAUCGCCGAUCACAACGCCAACAUCACCACUUACACCCAUCGACGAGGAGAAAGCCGGCGAAGGGGUGCGCACUCGGAAUGCUCUGGGCGGAUCUCCAGUUCACUGCGGCUCAGAUUCAAUCACCGCUUUUCUACUAGAGAAGCCGCUUCAGCGUGCCAUUUUUGGCGAGGAUAGUGUUUUGUCUCAAUUAGCGCUUGAUAAUCAGUCGGCGACAUACCCGUUCUUGGACCUGUGGUCGUCAAAUAUUACUUCGUACAGUAAUGACUCCGUUUGUGCGGCCCUUCCGGAUGAUGCUGUUUGUCGGAGACUAUUGCGAUCUUACCACGACGUUCGUUUCACAUUAUACCCCGUCGUAACCGACUUUGACGGCUUCCAAAAGAAUGUUCAUACUCUUCUUGAAAACCGAGCCAUGCAGGGUAUGUGCACAAACAACCCAAUGGCUUCUUUGGCGGCGCCGUUCGGUUUCAGCAUCUCGUUCAUAGGAAUUCUUUUUGCUAUACUUGCGUCCGGAUCUCAGGUUUCUGACUUUUCGAGGAAGGAGAGGUCAUCGAUGUGUCAAUUAUACGUAUCGUGUGCAUACCAGUGUCUCCGAAAUGGAAACUUUUUAUCCCAGCCGAGUAUGGAGGCUAUCCAGACCUUGUUGAUCAUCGGAGAUGUUCUUUCAUAUAAUAUGAACCCCGGCAUUGCCUAUGUAACAUUCGGUGUCGCCCAACGCAUGUCAUUGACUCUAGGCCUCCAUGCCGAAUCCUUCCUAUUCAGAGAUCAAACUGCUAAUCGACGGCACGAACUAUGGUGGUCCAUGGCCUGGCAAGACAGCCACUUUGGCCUUUCCUACGACCGCCCUAUCGAGAUUCUCUCGUCCUGCCCUCAGAUCCCACGAGCGGCCGACUCUCGACCCGGAAAUAGAGCCUACUUCGAGACAAUGUGCUCUGUCAUUUCUCUCAUUCUCCAGCUUUUGCGCGAAGAAAUCCUCGAAGGCAACAAGAUCAGCGACCACACCAUCCCCGCCUAUAAGAUCGAGCUAGACAAGAUUCUCGCCGAUGCGGCGCCUCACCUGAGGAGCGAAGAUUACUGUUUCACGCUUAGGGAUCAUAUUCAACGAUUGACUCUCAAGUUGAGAUCUUCUUACCUUGUAUCGGAGAUAUGUCGACGAUCAUUGAAACAAUCCUCCAGCGAAGGGGGCAAAAAGGCCCUGGCACCGCAUCUAUGUCAAGAAUGUAUCGACAGCCUCCUAAGUACCAUCGAAGCCUUCAUUGAAAUUCACCAAAUCAUUCCACAAUGCUCAAGGUCCUGGAUCCAUCUCCACAGCGCCAUCAGCGCCGCUUUUCUGCUCUCAGUGGACGAAGGCGCUCAAACCGAGCCGAGUGUAUGGGCUAUUCUCGAGAAACUAGAAAGCGUCUUGUCCGAUUUGACCUCUGCCGCUGGCCACAACGCUCCCUACAACUCGGAUAAUAAAGUGACUCGUAGUCCCGACUCCAUGGCUCAUGACUGGUCACCGCCUCCGCAGUUUUCGAAUUCGCAGUCCACGAUUAAUCACAACACCCCUGCGCCACCAGCGAUGGGCGAUUUAUUUUCAAUGGAUAACUGGGGCUCUUUCGGGCAGACGUUUAUGCUUUCUGACUUCCCGUUGAGCACGGACUCGAUGAUGAUGGGCGGAGGCGGCUCGAAUAACAGUAAAGGAUUCGGAAUGUCCAAUGAGUUUUCGCAAUCUAUGCCCAUGGCGGCGGAAGAGGACGGUGGCGUGGAGUUUUUGAUGGGCACGUUGAAUAGUCUGAGGAAAAUCAAUGCCGGUUUCAAGGCUCAGAAGGCCGAGGCGAAGAGGAAUGCGGUUUUGGGUGUUGAGAAGAAAGCUGCUGGAGGCGGAUGUUGUAUGAGUCGGAGCAGGGAGGGAACGACAGCGAGAUGUCAUUAA
Messenger RNA from Talaromyces marneffei, 2445 nucleotides. RefSeq lists its product as uncharacterized. Gene Ontology annotation, molecular function: DNA-binding transcription factor activity, RNA polymerase II-specific; DNA binding; carboxy-lyase activity. The record is from RefSeq and is a predicted model, not a curated record. The coding region runs from base 1 to 2445 and encodes 814 amino acids. Lineage: Eukaryota; Fungi; Ascomycota; Eurotiomycetes; Eurotiales; Trichocomaceae. The transcript has 5 exons. Gene Ontology annotation, biological process: regulation of DNA-templated transcription; DNA-templated transcription.